AAAGGGGGUUUGGCUUCGGAACGAUUUAAACGGGGAGAGUAAAACAACGUUCGUUUCCGAGUUGUAUCUACCGAGCGCGGAGUUUACGAAGGGGGGAGGCGCGGGGUGUUCGUUUACGCGUAGGAACCUUCUUCGGUUGAGUGCGAAGAAAGCGUUCGGACGAUCAUAAAGUGUGAUGUCAUGGGAUAUGCGUGUUUCUUGUGAGAGUCAUUUUCCGUCAUGGCUUUUGUUCGAAAUAUACGGAGAUCUCUGGAAUUCAUCCUACAAAUUGUGAUUAUUGUCUCGGUGUUUGAAGCAGUUUGGGGCCAGGUUACAUGCGCUAGUCGUCGAUGUAGAAUACAGCUCAAAGAGGGCGAGGCACAGGAUGUCACUUUUCCAGGCAGUGUUGACACUGUAAUCGACUCCCUCGACGAGGUACGAUGGACGAUCACGGCAAGUAACAGGCGCAACCGAAUCAUCUUCGUCAUCGAAGACAUCAACUGGCCGAAGACCGACAUCAAAUUCGAGGAUCAGAACCCGAACCAGAUUCCGAUACGGCACGAAGACAAAGUCUUUCCGAUCUUUCCCGAGUACAGCACGAAGGUGAUCAAAUCGGGAAUCUUUCUGUCCGGAACCCACUCGAUGCAGAUGGAAAUGGAUAUUCCGAUCAUUGCCGAACUCCAGAGUAUACCCUCUUUUAGGAUGCAUUUUACAGCAUACACUGUGAAAGAGGUGUUUCGUUGUAAGCUGAGUACCGUCUCAUGUGAGACAGAAUCCACGUUACUCUGGAAACAGAAUUCAGACGGUUUUGUUUUCACCGGUAGAAGCCACGCCGACGAGGGCGCUCUGACAGUUCGCUUUCCCCAAGGAACCCGGCUCAACGGGAAAGGUUACGUCUCUUUCGGCUACAAAUUCGACUAUCAGGACAGCAGGGGGAUGAGUGGCGGCCAGUCACGAGACGAGAAGGGUAGGGUCACGGUCGCGUGUCCCGGGAGACGGAAUUUCGAAAUUUCUUCCGAUGGAGCGACCCAGCUUGUCGUUAAUUGCGAUGUUGACGACGCGUCGAUAACAUUCACAGCGCAUGGAAGUUUAAAGCUCGUCAUCGUCGAUGUCGAUUUAAACGAUGCCAGUGUCUCCGCGACCUCCGUCGAUCCAGAGCUAUCUUCAGAGUCAUCGGUCCUCCCCGUUGCCGCUGGCAUCUCUGUUUUUGUUGGCUUUGUGGUGAUCGCCAUUUUAGGGAUUUCCGUUUUCCGACGACAGAGGUCUCAGGGUACACAGGAAAGGAACCCAAAGGUAACAGUCGACAAAGGGCAUGAAAAUAACGGAUUCCAUCCCCAGAACGUCAGAACCCUCGAGGAUCCGGACGAAGGAACUUACCACUACCCUAGCUUCCCUCUGAGCCCUCCCCCAAGGGACGGGGACACCAUCUACCAAGAGAUCGAAAAGAAAGACCCAAAGGGACCGGCAAAGAUGACCAAAGACGGUGGCGACCGAGUCCCUGGAAGGAAUGCGUACGACCUUUUGGAACUACCUGGAGACGGAAGCCUUGACUCCAACAAGAAGACAUCGCGUUCGACGGAGAAGUUGUCGGUGCCGCAAGGCUCUCCGUUGUUGUCCCGGUGUGUGAACCGCAGCUUGGGCUAUGAGACCCUUGAUGGAACCACAGGGUCAACAUCGUCGGGCAAGGAGAGGGCGUCCUCUUUGAUAACGGCGAAGGAUGCCUCUGCAAACGAGACCAAACAACCCACACCAGCUCGCGGUGAGUGCGAGUACUUGGAGAUCCUGCCCUCGGACGAGCUGGAGUCUUUGAAACUGCAGGAUAAGAAUGACCAGCCUGUCCUUGCACACCAGAAUCUCUACCAGCAUCUGGAGCGUAAGGACAUUUCAUUCCAAACACCAACGCAGGGUCAGACGGCGGAGCAGAAGUCUUCUGUAGGUACGGAUAUCACCGAGGAGAACUAUGGAAAACUUGAUAUUGCCGCUGACAGCCCACCUGGAGGACCUAGCUACUUCGUCCUCGAGGCCAAUACAGAUUGCUGAAUACAAGUGCAAUAUCAAAACCCGUGAAGAUAUACUCUAGCCUGUUUACAUUUGCCUUGGGUCAAAGUUCAUACACCGGACAUAUUUGACUUACUAGUUCAUGAAUGUACAAAUCUGGCACGCAGCGAAACUUGCGUUCCCCGACCGUACUUGCAGUGAGAAACUCGGAAGAUCAUCUGGCAUUCUUCGGAUGGGAAAUACAUGAUGAUGACUGUUCUUUACGUGGCGGCGAUUUAAAAGUGGCUGGAGGCUGUACACGUUACCUAAGAUCGUUUUGAGUGCAGUCCACUAGUAAUAAAUAACGUCCGUUACCUGGUAAAUAGCCGAAUCGUCAUGUCAAACUCCCUUUGAGAAUCCACAUUUGCGCGUUUUUUUGAAUAUUCUCUAACAGUCUCCCCUGUCGCUGAAAAGCUAAUGUUGAGCAAACGGGAAGUCACGGCCUUUUCCAUAAAACACCUGCUUUAGGUGGAGUGUAUAUAAGAGAUUGAUAAGGUUUCCAGCCGUGGUAGUCGAAAAAAAAAAGAAUAGCGACUGACUGUGAUGUUAUUUUGUUUAAAUUGAGGAAAAGGUAAAAGGUUAUGGAAGGUUUUUAUGUCUACUUUGUCUUUAUCAUUGUUAUUGGUGGUAAUGGUGUUGUUGUUGUUGGUGGUGGUGGUGGUGGUGGUGAUGGUGGCGUUUCUAGUGCGUAAGGUAGUCUACAAUUUAUCUUCAUUACAAAGUGACUUCUUUAGAUAUUUUUUAUUUGUUGAUAUUAUAUUAUUGAUUCGGGAUGUACUGUCUCAUUCGAUUUCUAGCGGUAUCGUUACAUAAAUCUGAAUGAUAUUUUAAAUGUUCUUAUGUUUUAAAGUCAAACCACGAAACGGCCUAAAGCCUGCAAAAUA
Messenger RNA from Strongylocentrotus purpuratus (purple sea urchin), 2900 nucleotides. RefSeq lists its product as uncharacterized. The transcript has 7 exons. The coding region runs from base 220 to 2019 and encodes 599 amino acids. The record is from RefSeq and is a predicted model, not a curated record. NCBI's taxonomy places the organism in Eukaryota, Metazoa, Echinodermata, Echinoidea, Camarodonta, Strongylocentrotidae.